AUGGACAAGCAUGUGACCGGUGCCGAGUGUCGACUACCGCCUCUCGACGCAUCUCUCCUCUUUGAUGGCCCACUCUCACUUAUCGUCAUUGUUCUCGGUGUUGUCGGAAAUCUGUACAGUCUUCGAGUCUUAUUCCGCACGUCGAUCAACACAGCGAUGCUCGUUUCACUAACAGGCCUAGCCGUUUGGGAUGUCGUGCUGUUAGUGACCGCUUUCAUGCACCACUCAAUCUGGGCCUCUCUGCACUACCUCCAAAUCGCUGAGUCGCUCUGGGAUCCAUGGGCGGUGGCGCUAAACGGAUUACUCGAAUGUGCUCAUAUCACAUCGACAUGGAUGCUAAUCGUUGUGUCAGCUGAGAGAUUCUUUGCCGUCACACGUCCCUUUCAUUCAGCUGCAUCGAUGAGGGGGAAACCGAGACGUCCGAGUUAUGCUCGACUUAUCGGAGGUCUAAUCCGUCUCCCAUUGGUGCUGACCGCAUUAGCCUGUCUUCUGACUUUGCCUUGUUCUUUCGAAUAUCGUCUCAUCCCGUGCACUCACAACGAUCAAACCCUCAAUCAGAAAGUGAAAACCGAUCUAAUGCUAAAUCCUUACUACAAAGUGCUCUUUCACACUCUAUUACUUUCAAUCAUGAAAACUUUUGGCCCAUUCGUGGUCAUCACACUGCUCACCGCUUCUACAGUUAAAGGUUUACGUGAAUCGAUGGACUGUCGAGCGUUGAUUCUUUUAGAACAAGGGAAAGAGCAUCUUUUUGCAGCUGAUCAAGACAAAACUCGAUCACUUCAGAUGAUCUCCGUGCUACUACUUGGUAAAUUCUUGCUGCUUCGAUGUUGGCCAACAGCUGUGGCUGUAGCUGGGGUGUUCUUUGGCGAUGGUAUUAUCGAGAGGCUUCUUCCAGCAAAUGCCUCCGAAUUUCUGCUUCUUCUAAACUCAGCCACAAAUUCUUUUGUUUUCGUGAUCUUGAAAGCCGCUUUUGAAUCAAGAAGGCUAAAGCGAAUCCGUAUGCGACAUCGUCAACUCGUGGCACAACACGCAGAACAAGUGCUUAGUAUUGGUAAAAUGUUGGCCUCGGAUCAUAUUCUACGCGGGCGAAUUCCGAGUUGGCCAAGUUUGGGUUCACGUCGGAAAGCGGAUCCAGAAGGGAACGCAAAUGUGGCCCUCGUUGAACAUAUUGAAUUGGAACAACGAAAUUCUGGCCUAUCUAUGGGCUCUUUUAGU
Mesorhabditis belari is the source of this 1215-nucleotide messenger RNA. The record is from the annotation of a GenBank genome assembly. Lineage: Eukaryota; Metazoa; Nematoda; Chromadorea; Rhabditida; Rhabditidae.